This is a messenger RNA of Cricetulus griseus (Chinese hamster), 851 nucleotides long. The record is from RefSeq and is a predicted model, not a curated record. Lineage: Eukaryota; Metazoa; Chordata; Mammalia; Rodentia; Cricetidae.
GAGCUGCUUAGGAGCAAAGACCAGUUGAGCCACCUGGAAGAGGCUCAGACUAACUGAGCCACCUGGAAAGACUGCAACCUGUUGUUAUGCCUUCAGGCUGUAUAGCUUGCUUCGGGUUUCCAGAUUUUGUGAGCCAUCAUUCAUACUGAGAUCCCACCAUGGCUCUCCAGUCCCAUCAUGUGGGCUCCAAUUUCUGCAAGCUGGAGGAAAAUGAGAUCGAGGUGAGCCUUGAUUUUGAUGACGACACUGAGACAGCAAAAAGUGGCACCUUUGGUAAAGUUUCUCUAAAUAGUUCAGACAAACCAAAGAACCAGGGCACCCUCGACUGCAAGGAUGAUGUGAGCUAUCCUUCAGUCUCCAACUAUGUUCCUGAUAACAUCAAAAAUGAGAGCCAUGGGAGCCACCAAGGGUCUGCACAGCCACAACUGGUGGAGCAAGAGAACAUGGCUGCUGCCAGAGUUCCAAAAUUACGGCGCAGAAGACCACGGAUCCAGUUUGGUCUCACACCCAGGCAGCUGAGUGAACUGGAAGAUGUUUUUGAAAAAACUAAGUACCCUGAUGAGAUCAUAAGGAAGGACCUUGCCAGACGCUUAUUCCUUGGAGAAUCGAAAGUGCGGAGUUGGUUUAAGAGAAGAAGAGCCAAAUACAGGAAGUAUCAGCAGUCUCUAAUGCUCCAGAAGGAAGCUGCUGAUGGGCAGAACACCUAGAAGUAAAGCUUUUGGAGGAGUCCUGAAGCAUCAUCCUGUCCAGGCACCAGAUGAAGACAAGAUAUUGUGAUGUCACUGACACACUAAGAGCCUAUAAUGGCCGUGAAACCUUAUUCUUUCAGCAAUAAAGAAAUAUGCAUCCAA